AUGCCGGAUCAUGGCAAUGGGAUGUUGAAUCCCAACGACGUCACCAUUGAUAUCCCAUUGACGGAGACAACUUCCCGUGGCCAGACGGGCGCCCGUAAAUGGAACACCAACAACAGCCCUGAGGAUUGCACCUCGCCAAACACGGAGAAGGAUCCUAUCAUUAAGCAGCACCGUGGCCCUGGCGGCAGGCGUCGCACGGAUACCGAUAUCAAUGAAAUGAACGGAAAGCGUGCUGAGGCGCCCGAGGACGGCACCAUCAACCGUAUGGGCCGUUUCUACCAAGCUGUGCUGAAUUACUCCCUCAUCACUCGUUACCUGAUUUAUGUUAUUCCCAUUGCGAUUUUGAUCGCGAUUCCCAUCAUUGUGGGCGCCACCGUUGCGACGGACGCCAAAAUUGGCGGUGUUCACAUUUACUGGUUCUUUACUUGGAUUGAGAUCGUCUGGUUCAGUCUGUGGGCGUCGAAGAUCUUCGCCCGUUACAUUCCUUAUUUCUUCCAGUUUUUGUGCGGUAUCGUCAGCUCCGGUACCCGCAAGUAUGCUCUUAUUCUGCGCGCCCUCGAGACCCCCAUUGCGCUUUUGAUCUGGGCUAUUAUCUCCCUCGUGACCUUCCUGCCGGUUAUGAACUACAAUCCUGCUCAGAAGGCAGCCGGCUCCACGUCUGUUUCUGGGUGGGAAAAAACUGUCAAGAAUAUUUUGUUCGCGCUGCUUGUCUGCAGUCUUAUCUACCUCGUCGAGAAAGCUCUUGUGCAGCUCAUCUCGAUCAAUUACCACCGCAAGCAGUUCGACGCCAAAAUCCAGAUCUCCAAGCGCAAUGUGCACUUGGUCAGUCUCCUCUUCGAGGCUUCGCGCAAUAUGUUCCCCGUGUACUGCCCUGAAUUCAAGGACGAGGAUUCGCUCAUUUUCGACUCUGUCUUGGCUCAGGCUGGCACCAAUGGCAAGCGGUCAUCCGCUAUGCCUCUCCGCAUGCUCCGCCAUGUCGGUAAGAACGUUGGCCGUGUUGGCGACAAGGUUACUGCCGCUUUUGGACACGUUGCGUCAGAGCUUACUGGUAAGCAAGUGUUUAACCCGACUUCGACACACACGAUGGUCAUCGAGGCCCUUGAGCGCAAGCGCCAUGCUGCAGCGCUUGCCCGCCGUAUCUGGAUGUCGUUUGUGGUUGAAGGCCGUGAGGCUCUGUUCAUGGAUGACAUUGUCGAGGUCUUGGGUGCUGAACACGAGGCUGAGGCUGAAGAGUGCUUCCUGGCUCUUGACAGGGAUGGCAAUGGUGAUAUCAGUCUUGACGAGAUGGUCCUGACCAUCACUGAGUUUGGACGCAUGAGAAAAGCCCUGAACCACAGCAUGCACGAUGUGGACCAGGCUAUUCGUGUGCUAGACAACCUGCUCAUGUGUGUUGCUGGUCUGGUCUCUGUUCUUGUCUUCAUUUCUUUCGUCACCACUGGAUUCGGUACUGUCAUUGCAGCUGGUGCCACCUCGCUGCUCUCCCUCAGUUUCGUCUUCUCCGUUACCGCUCAAGAAGUUCUUGGAUCGUGUAUUUUCCUCUUCGUCAAGCAUCCCUUCGAUAUCGGUGAUCGUGUUGAGGUCAGCGAUAAGCCCUUUAUCGUUGAGCGUAUCUCGCUUCUUUUCACCGUCUUUCGCAGUGUUACCGAUUCCCGCAUCACGCAGGUGCCUAACAACAUUCUGAACAGUCUUUGGGUUGACAACUUCACUCGUGCCAAUGCUAUGCACGAACACCUUGUCAUCCCCGUAGCUUUCGACACUACCUUUGCUGAGGUUCAAUUGCUGCGCCAGGAGAUGGAGAACUUCGUUCGCGACAAGGAGAACAACCGUGACUUCCAGCGGGAUAUCGACAUUGAGCUCGAUGGCGUUGGUGAUAUGGACAAGCUCCAGCUACGUGUUGACAUCCGUCACAAGUCUAACUGGUCUAACGAGACUGUUCGCGCUGCCCGGCGAUCCAAGUUCCUGUGUGCUUUGGUCCUAGCCGUCCGCAAGAUUCAGGUUCGCGGUCCAGGUGUUGAAGCUCCCGCAGAAGAAACUGCCGACGCAGCAGAUGGCGAUGAUGCCGGCGCUGGUGCAGGCCCAGGUCGCCGCAAGUCUACCCAGGGCGGCGGUGCCGACUUCUCUAAGCCUGACCCCGGUGUCGCCGCUGCUGCGGCAGGCAUCGUCAACUACGAGAACACAGCCCAGUCAACAGGAUACGAUCAGGAUCGUUCAGGAACAAUCACCCACCGCGGCUCCACCCAGACCAACGCUGAGCGCGAGGCCGCCAUCGUCGAAAUGCUUAACGCUCGCUCCCCAACCGUCGACGCCGGCCGUGACAUCCACGACAGCCACGAGAAUGCCCUCCAGCGCAUUGCCACCAACGCCUCCAACCAAGGCAAUCAGCUCAACGUGCACAGCGGAAGCGAAACAAUUGGCGGCCUGUCAACAGGCCACCGCAAGCUCGGCGAUCGCGUCUCCUACCACGAGCAGGAUGCCCACUUCGCGCCCAGAAACCCCCCUCUCUCCCCCGUCCGCGCAGGCAUGACCCCAUCCUCGAGUCAAGUGCCCAUGCUCGAGACUCCCAAGCCAGGCUCCCGUCACAGCGCUCGCUAUGAGCCGCGCCCUCACUCAAACGAGGACCAAACCCAGAGCACCAUCCAGAUGGUGGGCUCGCCAGACCCCAACCCCUUCAACGGCUACUACACCCACGACACGGGGUACAACCAGAUUCCCGUUGGCGGCUACAGCGUUGAGAACACACCGGGACGUGACCGCAGCGGUUCGAACCCGAACAUCUCCGGCGUGACGGCCAGCAGCAAUUACCAGCUCUCUGACCACUAUGACCCCGUCUCGCCGCCGUCUAUCUACUCCCCGCCCCAGUCGGUGGCCCCACAGCAGGCGGCGCCUCCUUACAACCCUGGUCCGCUGAGGAAGAAGGAUAAGUCUCCCUAUGGUGAGCAUGAGUCUUGA
Messenger RNA from Penicillium vulpinum, 2949 nucleotides. Its product is annotated as serine/threonine protein kinase. Gene Ontology annotation, molecular function: calcium channel activity; calcium ion binding. The record is from RefSeq and is a predicted model, not a curated record. Gene Ontology annotation, biological process: calcium ion transmembrane transport; intracellular calcium ion homeostasis. The transcript has a single exon. NCBI's taxonomy places the organism in Eukaryota, Fungi, Ascomycota, Eurotiomycetes, Eurotiales, Aspergillaceae. Gene Ontology annotation, cellular component: membrane. The coding region runs from base 1 to 2949 and encodes 982 amino acids.